Molecule: messenger RNA, 2292 nt
Organism: Abrus precatorius (Indian licorice)
Lineage: Eukaryota; Viridiplantae; Streptophyta; Magnoliopsida; Fabales; Fabaceae
Exons: 3
Coding region: 285-1703 (472 amino acids)
Biological process (GO): carbohydrate metabolic process
Molecular function (GO): hydrolase activity, hydrolyzing O-glycosyl compounds
Source: RefSeq, a predicted model, not a curated record
AGCAAGGAUGGUCAUGCAAGAAUCAUACUCUCCCAUAUUCAUAGAUUGUCCCGAAUGUGAAGAAGAACAUUCCUGACUUUGACUCGGGGUUGGGUACUAAAAGACAAAGGGCACCGUCAUAACCGCAUCUUUAUCUGGUUGGAAAGUCAACUUCAUCAACUCAGAUCCAAACUCCGCAUGAAGUUAACUGCACAACAACAAUCGACUUAUUCAUUUCCUUGUUUCUAGACAGCGAAAUGCUGGAUUCAGCUACCUAGUGUGUCUGUAACGCCAAAGAGAAUCCCAUGUCCGGUGCUUUCCCUAACUCCAUCGUUCGCCUUGUACCAGGGAGCAGAAUCAGCAGAUGCUGUUCUACGUCGGCUGUGAUAUGGAGCUCUUUAGGAAGCUUACUUUUGCUUCAUCUAUAUUCCACUAUUGACCACAAACAUGGGGAUGGUGGAGAGGUCCAAUUCCGUGUAAGCCGUUAUCACCAUUAUCCUCAAUUCCGUGAACUUCAACAAGUGGAAGAGGAGAAGAUCCAACUUCCGUCACCAAAAGGGAAGAGGUCUCCUCGGGCAGCAAAACGCAGGCCUAAGCGGAUAAGCCCACUGGUUGAUGAAUUCUUGGAUGAAGAUUCACGACUGAGACAUGUUUUCUUUCCUGGUAACAAGAGUGCUAUAGAUCCAAUGAAGGCCAUGGGAAAUGAUAGUUAUUACUACUACCCAGGGAGAAUUUGGUUGGAUACUGAUGGAAAUCCCAUUCAAGCUCAUGGAGGGGGCAUUCUAUAUGAUGAAAAAUCACGCACAUACUACUGGUAUGGUGAAUAUAAAGAUGGGCCCACGUACCAUGCUCAUAAGAAAGGAGCUGCCCGGGUGGAUAUUAUAGGAGUUGGUUGCUAUUCUUCUAAGGACUUGUGGACCUGGAAACAUGAGGGUAUUGUAUUGGCAGCAGAGGGAAAAAGUGAAACUCACGACCUGUACAAGUCUAAUGUGCUUGAGAGGCCAAAAGUGAUUUACAACGAGAAAACCAGAAAGUAUGUGAUGUGGAUGCACAUUGACAAUGCCAAUUAUACAAAAGCUGCUGUUGGCAUAGCAAUUAGUGAUAUGCCUGAUGGUCCAUUUGAAUACCUCGGAAGCCAAAGGCCACAUGGAUGUGAAAGCAGGGAUAUGACAGUUUUCAAAGAUGAGGAUGGUGUGGCAUACCUUAUCUACUCCUCUGAAGAAAAUAACGUACUACACAUCGGACCCCUGACUGAAGAUUAUCUGAACGUGACGUCUGUCAUGAGAAGGGUUUUUGUGGGACAACGCAGAGAAGCACCAGCUGUUUUCAAGCACCAGGGUACAUAUUACAUGAUCACAUCAGGGUGCACAGGAUGGGCCCCAAAUGAAGCACUGGCUCAUGCAGCUGAGUCAAUCUUGGGGCCUUGGGAAACAAUGGGAAAUCCAUGUGUUGGAGGGAACAAAAUGUUCAGGAUUGCCACCUUUCUUGCUCAGAGCACUUUUGUUCUUCCCCUACCUGGGUACCCAGGUUCAUUCAUUUUCAUGGCUGAUAGAUGGAGUCCAGCUGAUUUAAGAGACUCCAGAUAUGUUUGGUUGCCUUUGUUUGUGGCAGGACCUGCUGAUCAAGCACUAGAGUACAGUUUUGGAUUCCCAUUGUGGUCAAGAGUUUCUAUCUAUUGGCAUAGAAAAUGGAGACUGCCACAUGGGUGGAGCACAUUCAAAUAAUUUGGUCUUUUGCUGUACAUUUCUGGUAAUUAAGGAAGCACUGAUACCUCGGACUUUUUCUUUUAGUUUUUGAUUUUAUAUCAAUUAAAAUGAAAAUACCACAAUAAUUAGGUAAACGAUUACUUUUAUUAUGUAUACAAAUGACUAGUGCUAAAUUGCAGAAUAUCAACUUACUCUUUUGAUAAAGUAUUUUCUGUUUUUAUGUUAGUUUUAAACAUGUCUUGGUUAACUAUUUUAAAUUUGUUAUGUUCUUGUAUUCAAGUUCUAUUGUAUGUAUGUUCCGGGUCAUAUUGAUGUUUACUUCGGUCGUCAUAUGUGAAGACUCACUAUAUAUCUUACCAAGUUGCAUGCCCUUGAUAAUAGAAAGCUCACUUACUUUACGAGGCCUCGGACAGAGAAAUUCAGUCUCAAGAACAUGCAUCGCACUUGAACUCUUUCAAUUAAGGGAAGUUCAUGUUAGUUUGAGGAAUCCUAUGUAUAUUGAGAAAGAUUAUCCACUGAUAUGGAUAUUUUUAACUGUAAUAAUCAAGCAUUGCUCUCCAGCGAUGUAAUGACCUUAUGUAUAAUUAGUUGUGUAAACUAUUUUCGU